AGGCCCUUCCCUUGUUGACUGAGUGAUGUUGACACUCUCUGUUCCACCACCGCAGGAGUGUCCUGCUGGUAAUACUCUGCACAGGGAGCUAGAUAAGGUCUGCCAAGUUCACCGUGGCCCUGAAGGCUGCUGAGGGAGAGACUUGUUGCAGCCAUGCGUCCCCCUCACUCCAGGCUCCAUGCUGCUGGCAGAUCAGGCACUGUCAAGGUCAGUCUGCUGUAGAAAUCCAGGGGCUAUGGCUCGUCCGUUGGGUGGGAUGGGAACUCCCGCUGGGUGGAUGAACGUAGCCGGUCAUGUGAUCUCCCACUCCCCAAAGAAUUGAAGAAAAGUUGCUGCAAUGGCACUGACAUCUGGUUUGGCCUCUUUAAAUAGGCACCAGCAGCGGUGUCAGGAGUGAGGGGCAUGGGUGGAGCUGCAUGUGGGGAGCCCAGCGUGAGGAUAGCAGGAGGCUGUGGGUCAGGAUUAUGGGGCACUGGCUGAGCUGCGGGUGGGGGGAACCCAGGGCUGGUACAGCAGGGUGGGGACUGCAGGUUGUGACCGAGGAGCUGUGUGAGGAGCCCAUGGGGCAGGGGAUUUGUUUGUUCUAAGGGUUCCUCUCUCCCCUUCCCUGUGGUCUUAGAGUUGAGCUAGGUUAGGUGGGUUUUACUCUGCACAGAGGGGUCUUUCCCGACUCCUAGUCCAGGGCCCAAGUGCUGAGGUGCCUGAAAGGCUAAGUUAGAAACUCCAGGGGAAGGGGAGGGUCAGGGGCUCUGUCCCGCCCUGGCUUUGGGAUUGUGCGUCAGAAAGCUGCCCCUUCUCUGGGAAGGGGAACAGUAGCUGAGUUUGUCCUCCCAAUUUCCUGGCCGCUCUGUGGGCCUGAGCCUAUGAAAGCUCCUUUCAUGCCUGGUGAGUGCUGCCGAGCUCUGGCUCUGUGGUGCUACCUGUAACACUAGCCACCCUGUUGGAGAGGGGAGGGACCUGGUGCGUGGAACUGUCUGGCGGGGCCUGCUAGCUAAAGGGAUAGAGCGAGCCAUUGUCCGGCUGCACCCUCCCUUUCGCUUUGGGCCUGGGAUACCAGAGCUGUUACUCCUCCCACGGGGGCUUGGAGGGGGCCAAGGAGGUAUCAGCAGACACCACCCAACUACCAAACCGUUUAUCACUCACCCUCUCUGAAAUCUCCCCAGCCCUAGGGAUUAUCAGUGGUGGAGGCUGGCCUUAGCUCUCUCCCUGGCUGACCCCUCCUGCUAUCCUCAGCACAGGUGUUGGUCCAAGUAUCAGGUGGGAGGGAUAUACCCUGUCUGCUAGCCCCGACCCCACUCCUGCAGUUCAAUGUAGUUUAAAUCUGACCUCAGUGAAGCAGGGGGCACGUCUCCUGCUGGCCCCACCCCAGUGCCCAAGGUACCAUGGCCACUGUGAUCAAUAAGGAUUUAAUUCUGAAUGAGGACAAUUCAGACAAGUUAGGUGGGGGGGUGUAUGUAGUUUCACCCCAGAUGCCUACGGUUGGGCCCAGGGGUUAACGUACAAGAACCCCGUGUGUGUGUCCCUUGCUGCAGGAGAUGCUAAUGAGGGGAGCAGAGGUGGGAUUUCUGUGGGAUGGUGCUAAGUCAGUGAUGCCCUCAAUGUCGCUAGCAAGAACCCAGUCUGCACAGAAAUGUUCUCGGGCCCCUCUUCCUUAGGGACACCAGGGUUAUCGAACUGUUUCCCUGCUAUGUCAGCACCCAGCUGUUGCAGCAUGUGAUAAUGUGAACCAGACAGCCCCAGAGAGGAGCAGCGGUUUGAACUUCUCUGGGCUGAGAGUUUCUGUAUUGUUAGUCACACGAGGGAGGGAAUUUUCUGCGCAAAUUGCGGUGUCUGUCUUGACAAGGUCCUUAGAGUUUGGGUGUCCCUUUCUCAAGGCUGUUUGGGGAAGGGAAAUGCCCCCGAGGCCUUUCCCUGAGAGGGAAAGGAGGGGUUGUAGGUGGUGGGAUGUCAAAGGCAACUUUCUUUCCUGUCUUUAAGGCCCUGUUACUGAUAUAGACUCUAGGCUGCUAUAGGUUAAAUUUAUAUCCAUGAUCCCCAUAGCCCUGAUACUGAGGGUCCUCAAUGGAGGCUCCCUUUAGGACCCAUCAAUGCGCCUUUGUUAUAAUGAACACUUUACCCUUCUCUGGCCCCUUCCAUGAGAGGACCCCGCAGCACUUGAGACAUUAAUUCAGCCUCGCAGCCCCCGUGGGAGGAUACUAUCAUCAUCCCUAUUUUACAACCAGGUUGUGCCUGGCUGUCAUGCUGGCUGCUCUCCCCACCAUGGCUGCCAAUGAAGUGGUAUCGGCCGCCCUACAGGACUCGUGGGGGGACUUCUGGCUCUUCCGUUUCUUCCUUAAUGCUGCGGGCUAUGCGAGCAUCAUGGUGCCAGGGUUUCUGCUCAUCCAGUACUUCAAGAGAAAGAAUUACCUGGAGACAGGCCGCGGCAUUUGCUUCCCCGUCAUCAAGUCGUGUGUCUUUGGCAGCGAGGCCAAGUCCGCACACCCAGAUGACAUCUCCCUGGCGGCUCGGAAUGAGACCAUGGAGUCCUCGACGGCCCAGCAGAUCCUCAAGCUGCUCUUCUGUGCUGCUGGCCUUCAGGCUUCCUACCUGACGUGGGGCGUCCUCCAGGAGCGGGUCAUGACCCGAACAUAUGGGGCCACCGAGACAGAUCCUGGUGAGAAGUUCAAAGAUUCCCAGUUCCUCGUCUUCAUGAACCGGAUCCUGGCCUUCACCGUAGCCGGCCUGUACUGUGCCCUGACCAAGCAGCCGCGCCACGGCGCCCCCAUGUACAAGUAUUCCUUUGCCUCGCUCUCCAACAUCCUCAGCAGCUGGUGCCAAUAUGAGGCACUCAAGUACAUCAGCUUCCCUACCCAGGUGCUGGCCAAGGCCUCCAAGGUGAUCCCGGUCAUGCUGAUGGGCAAGCUGGUGUCGCGCAAGAGCUACGAGUACUGGGAGUACCUGACGGCGGUGCUUAUCUCGGUGGGGGUCAGCAUGUUCCUGCUCUCCAGCGCCCCCACCAAGCACCUCUCCACCGUCACCACCUUCUCAGGGGUGGUCCUCCUGGCCGGCUACAUCGUCUUCGACAGCUUCACCUCCAACUGGCAGGACGCCCUCUUCACCUACAAGAUGUCCCCGGUGCAGAUGAUGUUUGGGGUGAACGUCUUCUCCUGCCUCUUCACGAUGGGCUCGCUGCUGGAGCAGGGCGCCCUGCUGGAGUCGGCCCGCUUCAUGGCCCGCCACUCCGAGUUCGCAGCCCACGCCGUGCUGCUGUCCAUCUGCUCCGCCUUUGGCCAGCUCUUCAUCUUCUACACCAUCAAUCAGUUUGGGGCGGCCGUCUUCACCAUCAUCAUGACGCUGCGCCAGGCUUUUGCCAUCCUGCUCUCCUGCCUCAUCUACGGGCACGCCAUCACCGUGGUGGGCGGGCUGGGCGUGGCCGUGGUCUUUAUGGCUCUCUUCCUGCGCGUCUAUGCCCGCAGCCGCAUGAAGAAGCAUAGCAAGAAGCUGCCCGUCGGCGAGGUCCCAGUGCAGAAGGUUUAGGGGCCAUGGGACAGACCAUGCCCUCCUCCCCUCUCCCACUGCAGGGCACUUGCUUUAUUUCUGUUCUCUUUGUGAACCUAUUGAGGAGAGGAGGAGAAACAAUGACUCCCUUUGCCAACUGCUUUUCCUGGACAAGGAGCUGGAGUGGGCUUGGAGGAAGUGAGGUGCUUUCCGGGCCUCCACCACACCUUUCUCCUGUUGCCUUAAUAGGUCUGAGUAUUUCACUUCCCUGAGAUCACCCCAGGAACGGAGCAGGGGGCAGGUCUAGUUCCCAGGAGUGCAGUGGGGUUAACUCCUGCCCUAGCUCCAUCUGGUACUCGGGGCUUCUCUUGAAGAUUAUUUAUGAACAAGGGAGCUUUAUUCCCUGGCACUUUCUUGUCUCCAGCUUCACUCCCCAUUUCUUUCCUCACUACAGAGCCGAUAGUAAGAGAACGGCAAGAAAACACUAUCAUUUUUCUUUACAAAUACGUAUGAUUGAGAGAGAAGCUCCAGUCUCAGCCUGCCCCAGCAGCAGGUGGUGUAGGGAGCGGGGCAGGAGCGCUGGCUGGACGGGGGGGCAGCUCUCAGCUACAUCAGUCCCUGCCUUUCCCAGCAGGAGGCGCUGUUGGGAACGGGGCAGGAGCAUGGGGCCUCCCUAGCCACAUCCCAUUACCAGGGCUGGUAAAAGAGCUGCUGCGUAGCAGUCUGAAUUUGUGGCAGGUGCCUCUUGAACAGUAGCCUUGUCCUUGCUGGCUUGGCAGGUCGCGCUCUACGCUGUCCCUGCUGGGAGCCUUCUCCAUUUCUGUCUCCUGGCCUGGCCCUUCUGCUCCAUUCCGUUCGCGUUUUGUGCUGCUUUUCCUUUCUUGUUUACGUUUACUCUUGUCAUAGGUUUGAACUAGAACUCCCAGGAUCCCCUAAGGGCUCUUUCUGCUCUCUGGCUUCGGGGAUUCGUAAUUGGCUCCUGCCCUUUAGAAAAGCACAAAGAUCCCCUUCCUGGGAUAUCCCUCCUUGUUUCUCCUUUUUCCUGCCAGCAGGAGGUGCUAGCACCAGCCCACUCAGCAGCCUAGCUAGGGCUUUGUGGUACGCAGCGGUCCCGGAGACAGGACAAAGCCCAGCCCAGGUUCCUUUUCCCUGCACGUGGCUGCUCUCAAUCCUGGAUGCAGGGAGCCACUUGCCCUGGCUCCACCUCGGGAACCUGGGUUUGACCCAGUAACGGUUUUGUUUCCAAACAGACCAGGCCUCCCCCAUCUGCUAGGGGAAUGGUUUGGGUACUUUUAAAAUGCAAGUUGGUCUCUUUUUAUUUUAUUAAAUUAAAAAGCUGCU
This is a messenger RNA of Terrapene triunguis (Three-toed box turtle), 4818 nucleotides long. It is a transcript of the gene SLC35B2, whose product is annotated as solute carrier family 35 member B2. Gene Ontology annotation, cellular component: endoplasmic reticulum membrane; Golgi membrane. Gene Ontology annotation, molecular function: 3'-phosphoadenosine 5'-phosphosulfate transmembrane transporter activity. The coding region runs from base 2239 to 3516 and encodes 425 amino acids. Lineage: Eukaryota; Metazoa; Chordata; Testudines; Emydidae. The transcript is spliced from 4 exons. Gene Ontology annotation, biological process: transmembrane transport. The record is from RefSeq and is a predicted model, not a curated record.